AUGAAUUUUAAUAUUAAUGCUGCAAACUACGCAGAAACAGGUUGGAAUCCGAUCUACCAAACUAGGGCUGCACCCCAUACAUCAAAAUGGACGGAUAUCAUGUUCCCUGUCAUGUGCCCACUUAGGUCCUGCUACCAAUGGGCUUAUGGUCAAAUCGAUACCGAUCUGAAGAAUGAUGGCUCAGCUUCCUUUGUGACCAUUAGACAAAAAGUAAUUAGCUACCAUAAUAGCGUUAGCUCAUCAGGCUAUCAGGGGCCGGAUCUGGCGGCGGAACUAGAUAAUGAUGAUAGAGGUCCCCACUGGAGGCAGAUGUCGGUCGGGUUACCGUUCUACCAUGCUGUGCUUGCUGCACCUGGGCCGAAGCAAUCGGUCCUCAGCUUGAUGAGCUGUGAUGAUGACUACAAGGAUCCAUCCUAUGCCGAUGAUGAUGGAAACCAAGAUGAAGACGACUUGGACGGAGAAGCCGACUCCUUACCGUCGAAAAUAGUAAGUCAAGGAGGCAAGAAGACGUUUUCGAUUGGUGAUACCAUUACGCUUCCCUGUGAAGUCCAUAAUAGAGCUAGCGCUGUUAUUCAGUGGCGCCGAGGACCCAGAAAGGCUGCUAAACCAUUGUUUUUCGAUCGCGUUCCUCAGACCACCAAUCCCAGGUUUGAUUUGGAUGACCAGUACAGCCUCCACAUCAAAGAUCUUCAGGAAGAUGAUGCUGAUGAGUACUACUGCCAGAUCAUUGGCAAAGAUGAUAUACUUGUUUAUACCGUAGAAGUUUUAACGAAACCAAAAAUUCUGCGGUUAUACCCUGAAGGAACAUCGAAAACUUUAAAGAAAGGAAGCCCACUUACUCUUAUGUGUGAAGCUGUAGGUGAACCCAAACCAAAGAUUUCAUGGACUCACAAAAAAAAACAUUCCCAUGUGGAAGAAUCUUUCUCUGAUGACUCUAUUACAAUUGACAAAGUGUCUAGAAAGCAUAGCGGUGAUUACACAUGUACAGUUAACAAUGGAAAAGGAACUGACAAACAAACUAUUACAGUUAUAGUUGAAUAUGAACCAGAAAUUGAAAUCAAUAGUGAAGUUGUUCAUUCAGGAGAAGGUUACGAAUCAGAAUUGACAUGUGUUGUACAUGCUCAUCCUGGUGCUAAGGUUACUUGGUUUAAAAAUGAUCAACCAUUAAAAGAAUCACAUCAUAUUUCUCAAGUCAAAAAUGGAAGCAGCCACAGCCUUCGAAUUUCAGCUACUAAAAAGACAGACUUUGGAAAUUAUAAAUGUGUUGCUAACAAUUCCAUUGGGACUACUUCCAAAGCUAUUGCUCUCUCUGGUUUAGAGCCUGGAAAUGCCCAAAAUCAAAUAAACAUAGGUCUGCCACCAACUCCUGUUUUUGAAAGUACUACCAGUGCUGAAGAUGGAAAAAGCCCUCGUCUAACUUGGAAAGUGAUUAGUCGUUCUCCGAUUGAGCAAUUUGAGCUUAUGUAUAGAAAGCAGGAGGAUGAUCAGUGGAAAACUGCCUCUCCAUUAGUUACAACUGAAGGUGAAAGCAUUUACAUUGCAAGGUAUACUUUAAAAAAUUUAGAACAAGGUACUUACUUUGCUAAAAUUAGAGCCAAGAACAGCUAUGGAUGGUCUUCACUUUCUGAAAUGAAAUCUUUCUCAGGAGUGCACAACAGUGAACUGGUCUGAUCAAUGAAAUGAACCAGAAGAAAGACUAUCGGAAGAAUGAGAAUGCCUUCAAACCUUUACCAAGCUUCUCUAAAAUGCUUACUUUGUCGAGGGAUCAGUAAUAAAAUUAAAUUAUUAUAUUUGUUGCUUUAAAUAAAUCAAUACUUUUCAAAUCAAUAAUUUGUAAUUGCAUUCUCUUUUUUGUCUCUUUCUUCUUCAUUUAUCUGAAAGAGCUUUUAUAAAAAAAAUUAUUUGUGUUAAAUAUGACAUUUAAAUUAUUGUAAUUAGUAUAUGUAUAGUCUUCCUAGUGUUGGAUAUAACUUUUACCUAGUGAGCAAUCAAAUUUAUUUAUUGAAAAAAAGUUCCGUUAACACAAAUCCUUAAUUGCAUUAAGAUUAUGGGCUAUUAUGUACAAAAAAUAUAUAUUAUUCAGAUCUUUUAUGUAUGAAAAUUUGUUUGAUUGAGUACCAGACAUCUGUAAAUUUAAGAUGCCAUAUAUCUAUUUUUUUUUUUCAUCCUUAAAAUCAAAUAUUUCGAUCAUUAAAUAUAUAUACAUGAAUUGUUAAUAAGUAAUCGGAACAUUUAAAACCAAAGUAUUUGUUUUGUAUAAAAAUUGUUGUGAAUAUUCAAUAUAUACCACAUGUUAUAGUUUAUAAUUAUUUUUAAGUAUGUUAAUAGAAUCUUAACUAGAAUAGGAUAGCUGUGUGAGUGUCCCUUUUUAUUCAAGCUUCUAAAAUAUUCAGAAUAAUGAAUAUUGAUGAAUAACUUAAUCUGUGAAGUAAUUCAAAUACCCAUUUAUAUUCCUUAUUUAAAUUUACUUAUUGUUUUUUGGUCAUAUCACAUGAUUUUGAAUUUAGAUCGAUUUCUUCUCUGGCAGAAAUUAAAUUUUUUAUGAUUUAUUUUUCCAAUAUUCAUUAUUAAUUUUAACACAGGUGCCUUUUCGAAUCAUUGCACAAAAUUUCUCUUACCAUUUGAAAUAUUUUUAUAUGAAUAUAAAGUUAUCAGAGUUAUAGUCCCUCAUAAAAGAACACCAGGUGAAGUUAGCCACGCCAUAACAUACCUUCGUGUUAAGCUUUUCACAUAGUUGUUCCUUACCUAGGUCACUUAAUAAAUUAAUUAGCAUAACUUUUUGAAUGUUAACUUCAUAUAAAAGAUUAUUUACUAGUAUCUAUUAAAAUAAUUGAUCGAAUGGUUUAUGGAAAUUUAUUUUUAUUUUAUGGCAAGGUGUUAUGUGGAAUAUAUGAGUACAGAGAGAAAUGUUAGUGAACAGGUAGUCUUGUGGUGGGGGGGAGGGAGGAGGGAUAGUUAUUUCAUCAAUAUCUGUGAGUAGGAAAGACCAUAGUAGGACCAUUUAACAAAAUUAACAAUUUUUAGAAGUAGGAUGAUAAGUGAAAGUGUUCAUAUUUUGAUGUAUUCAUCAUUUUUUUUUUUUUUUUUUUUUGUAUAAAUAUGUUAGAUUGAAAAAUAUGAAUGUAAAAUCAUAUAUGGAAUGUACUAUUUCAAAUCUCAUGAUUUUUAACGGCUACUUUUAGCCUUUUAUUUAAUUUUUGUAAUAUAUAAUUUAUGUAUAUUUUAAUAAAACACCUUUUAUCUGGUAUUCAAGGAGCCUUAUAGUGUGUACAAUUUAAGGUUGUCAGGAAAAAGUUGUGAGAACUUUUCUGCUAUACUGACUCAAUUUUGUAAAUAUGAAUUGUUGUUGUCGAGGUGGGUUUUGCACCAUUGUAUAGUUAGGAUGUACGAAAGAUAUAUUGUAUUUAGUGGCUUAUAAUAUAAUAAAAU
Messenger RNA from Nezara viridula (southern green stink bug), 3429 nucleotides. Lineage: Eukaryota; Metazoa; Arthropoda; Insecta; Hemiptera; Pentatomidae. The record is from the annotation of a GenBank genome assembly.